AUGACUGGUGCAUGGGACAUCAAUCCCUCGCUCGAUGGGAACUACUGGUGCACAAGAUGCCAUUACCUCCUUCAAAGUCCUGUCAGCAUACAGAGCAAAAAGUUCAUUGUACGCACCGUUUCGAGUGCAAUGUUCCAUGUUCUUCAGUAUCCGUGGAGGAAACUCUCCCAGAUAAGACAUACCGAAGCAACAAUGGAUGGAAAAGGCCCCAGCACCGCAAAUAUGGCAGCAAGUCACCAAGGAGAUGCAAGAACCAGCCAUGAGAAAUCCCACGAGGUCUCUCCCGUGGGGGCUCUUAUCUACGUACCUAUAAUGGGACUAGUUAGCUGCGCCGUCAUUAUCUUCAUUCAUCGAGUUUGGUCGGAUUUUGUAAGCAGUCAGCGUUUGAAAUUUGCAGUCCGCCGUGAUUGCGAAGUCUCCUUUACUCGUCCGAGCCGCUUUAAAACAUUGCUCAAUCGACAUCUACUCUAUGCACCGUUAUUCGAACGGAGACACAAUCGUGAAUUCCGCAUAUAUCGAGGUCAUAUAAAUAUGGGCACAAUCCCAACACGGCUUGAGACAUUGCUGAUAGCAUCUUAUAUCGCGUUGAACAUGUUGUUUUGUGUCGUCGUAAUCGAUUGGUCUCAGAACCUCAGUCAAUCGCUGCACGGUUUGAUAGGCACAACAGGGAUGCUGGCAAUUGUCAACCUCGUUCCGUUGGUCAUUACUGCUGGCAGAAAUAAUCCUUUGAUUCUGCUACUGAGAGUAUCAUUUCAUACGUUCAAUCUCAUUCAUCGGUGGUUGGGUAGGAUUAUUGUGACGGAAGCUAUUGCUCAUACUGUUGCGGUGCUUGUUCGUGUUGGUAUAUGGAAGGGUUGGAACACGAUUCCGGAACAUUUGUUCCAUAUUCCGAUAUUCACUUAUGGGUUUAUGGCCACUAUAGCUUUUGUCACCAUCUUCUUUCAAUCACUAUCCCCAUUCCGCCACGCAUUUCACGAGUUCUUCCUCCAUUUUCACCUUGUUCUGGUGACGGCUUCAUUUGUUGCGCUGUGGUAUCAUCUAUAUAAGUUCGUGCAUAAAUGGGUAUUUCUUGCAGCUUUGGUAGCUUGGGCUAUGGAUAGAUUUCUUCGACUGGUUAUUGUUAUAUGGCGAAACUGCGGCAAGAGUCUAACAUCAGCCACUAUCCAUCUUCUCCCAGGGGAUGUUGCGCGAGUCGACGUGACGGUUAUUCGCCCAUGGAAGUUCAAAGCCGGUCAAUACAUAAUUAUGAACAUCUCAUCCAUUUUCUGUCGCCUGGGAAUCGGGUCGGAAAAUGGCAGCAAUAGCUCGAUCAGAAGUAUUCUGAGUGGGACUGAUCGGGACACAAGAUACACGGUGUCCUUUCUCAUUCGGAAACGGAAUGGCUUUACGAAGAAGAUGCUGAAAUCGGUUGGAUUAGAAUAUAGUCUUCAACGUCAGGUUUUGGCUCUGGCUGAGGGACCUUUUGGAGCUAUUCGCUCGUUCGAUUCAUAUGGCUCUACUGUGUUGAUCGCGGGAGGCAUUGGAAUCACCCAUUCAAUCUCAUACCUCCGAGAGCUGGCUGACGUGUUCGCGAGAGGCUCUGUAGCAACUCGUCGAAUUACAUUGGUAUGGGUGGUGCGCAGUAUUGAACAUCUCCAAUGGGUUCAACCCUGGAUGACCUACAUCCUGAACCAUCCUGUUGUACAAAGCUCGGUUGCAUUUUCAAAUGCAUCGACAAUGAACUCUCGAAAUCCUUACUCCCUCGACAAUUGCACAUACUCUGAACGCACACUCUCCCUCUCUAUCAACGCACACCUGACCACAUACUACAGCAGCAGCAACACAAAUGUGUUCAAUACCGACCCAAUACCAGCCAGGUAUUCAUCCAUCAUCUGCAACCCAGAGAAAACCAACAACGUCCCUUUCUACGAUAUCACCCCUGUGUCUCCAGCACACACCAAAGCCUUUCCAUACGGAUCAACCUCUUUCUCUCGUCCAUAUCCUUACCCUCGCCCUUCCACUGAACUAUCCAAAUCCAAAGAAUCCUCCUCUUCAUCCCAAUUGAACAAAACCAUAGACCAAUAUUACUACGAACACGAUGACGAAAAAGCACGAAUCAUAACGCCCGGCAUAAACAAAAUAGACAUAAACACAACCGCGCAAUCCUCCUCCUUUCAAGACUGGACCCAACUCAGCUCUCCAACAGCACCCGUAACAAUAAAUCUAGGCAAGCCACUCUUUCGACAAAUCCUGGACCGAGAAAUUGCGCAACAGAUUGGCGCUAUGGCGGUUAGUGUUUGUGGACCAGGUGGAAUGGGCGAUGAGGUUCGCAAGGCUGUCAGGGAAGUACAGGGGAGGAAAACAGUGGAGUUUUUUGAGGAGAGUUUUUCGUGGUGA
Messenger RNA from Talaromyces stipitatus ATCC 10500, 2376 nucleotides. RefSeq lists its product as uncharacterized. The transcript is spliced from 10 exons. Gene Ontology annotation, cellular component: plasma membrane. Gene Ontology annotation, molecular function: ferric-chelate reductase activity. Gene Ontology annotation, biological process: copper ion import; intracellular iron ion homeostasis; iron ion transport. Bases 1 to 2376 code for a protein of 791 amino acids. Lineage: Eukaryota; Fungi; Ascomycota; Eurotiomycetes; Eurotiales; Trichocomaceae. The record is from RefSeq and is a predicted model, not a curated record.